GUGUGCGCUAUGAUUUUUUUUGAAAAUAACAGUCGUCUGCUAUAAAAACCUCGCCGUGCAUAUUUUCCGAUCUUGACACAGAAGGAAAAUAGGAUCUCCCACGAGGUAGAAGUAUCCGUGGAUCACACACCAAUGUGUUAGAUGUGUGUAGAGUAAUUGAGUGUUUUGUGAGUUGAUGUAUUUUAUUGUGUUUACGAACUACAUGUCCAUGACAACACGCAGCGUGCAUCACAAGUUUCGCUCUGGACUCUACACAAACACGAGGCACUUACAACGCGACCAGGCGAGACACUCUUCGCAGACGCAACCAAUCCAUCAUCUCUCGAGACUAAAGGAUGCCUACUGCUGUUACUGCUAACAGUAAGCUACAUCUAUUACUUGCUCAUUUCUUUUGACAGUGUGACGUAGAAGUGUUCGCAGGGCCGAAGGGACCAAGAUGAAGGGAAGUAAUUCAAGCUCACCAGACCUACAAAAUCACUCAAUGAACCAGACAGCUGGAGAUAACUGCUCUGACUCGAUGCCGGUUCCGUUAUCCCAAGACUUUUUUCAAAGUCUUGUGGUGGGCGAGAAAGUAAUGGUCGUGGUCUCCUGUUUAGUGGUCCUCGCUACACUGGCGGUGUUUGUUGAUGUGGCUGUCUACGUAGUACGUCGCUACAGCACCAGCAACGACCACAAAGCCAAAACUCUACAGAUUUUGAGUAUCUUCCCGGGAAUCUCAUUGAUUGCCAUGUUUUCUCUACUUAUACCAAAGUCCUGUGUUCUCUGUGAACAAGCUACUUUUUUGUAUAUCUCUGCCUCCAUGUACAGUUUUGUUUCCCUGUUAUUUGUCUACACUGGAGGCAAAGACAAGGUGGUGCAAUGUUUGACUGCCAACAAAAUCAGGCUGCAGUCACCCCCAUGUUGUUGCUGCUGUUGCUGUUGUCCGUCAUAUGAAGUCACUAGGGAGAAUGUUCAAAGACUGACUCUAUUAGUUGCACAAAAUGCUUAUCUGCAGCCAUUGUUAGCUUUUGUGUCUCUUGCACUGUGGCUUGAUGAUAAAUUUACAAUAGGAAAGAUUGAUGCAUCCAAUGGCUAUCCUUACAUUCUGAUUCUCAGUCAGACUUCAUUCCUGUUUGGACUCUAUGGACUCUUCAUGUUAUUUGAGUUGUGCAAGGAGGCUCUCAAACCAUUGUUCAUAGCUCCCAAAUUUUUUCUCAUCCAAUUUGUAAUCAUCCUGACUCUCCUACAAGGGUCCAUAUUUGGAACAUUUUCUAAAUAUAACAUGCCUUCCUGUAGAGGAAUUCUCUCUUCAGCAGUGAGGGGAAGAACUUAUUAUCUCAUAGCAUUAAUCAUCCAAUUUUUACUGCUGAUGAUUAUUUCAAGAUAUUUUUAUCGAAGGCCACAAAAUAAUGUUAAUUUUGAAAUCAGUGCAGAGACGGAUGAGAUGCCCAAUCAUGACUCAAGUAUGCAUAAACUUAUGGACAAAAUGGAACAGCCUGAAGCUGAAAAAGAUCUUGGUGUGGAAUCAAAAAAUUAAAAUACUUUCAGACAGAAGCUGAAAAUGUAGCUGUUGAAAUCUUGGUAUAUUUUCUCAACAUUUCAAAACAUUGCUAACUAUUGUACAGAUUGAAUUUUUUUUUAUUCAUUCAUUAGCUUUGAGUCCAAAGUAGAAAAUGUAACAAUGGGUUAAGAUUAUCAAAUUAUUUGUACAACCCAAACAAUGUUAUUUUUGCACAUUGAUCUUAUAUACAUAAUUGAUAUUUAUUGAACACUUAUUGAUUAAUAAAGAACUUUAUUGUACAACUAGUUGGUAGUUUCUGACAAAACCUUCUCUGUGAAGAAAUUGAGCUUUUAUCAUUUUCUGAAAAUCUUUUUCUUUUUUUUUUUAACUUAGGUUAACUAAAUCUGAUUGUCAUGCUAAAUUAAAACUUAUUACUUGUUGGCCAAUCAAAACAUUUUGGUACAAACUUAAGAUUAUCCUAGGCAUUAGGCAUGUACAUAGAAGUAGUUCUGUUUUAAACUUCUUGUAGUUAUGAAUGGGCCUUUAGAUUCCAUUCACUUUGUUAAUAACACUAUAUAACUAAUACAAUUAUUAUUAUACACUUAUUGAGCUAUUAUGACAUUCUCUGCCUUUAUUUUUUUUUAAAGCUAGUCAGUGCUCUUCUUUAGUGCCUUGUUCAUUCAAACUCACUUGGUCAGUCUGGUGGUGCAGAAAUGUUCAGUCACUGUAUCAAUUGCUCCAUGAGAUUAUUAGAUAAUAUGGCAUUCAAAGAAUAUAUAUUUUUCUACUAAAUGAUAUCAAAAUGUAAAUAAAAUCUAUCUAGCUCUAUUUUUAGCCUAAAACAUUAAAUGUUAUAUGUGCUCAGUAUUUAGAUGUUUCAUUGCUGUAGUUUUAUAAUGGAUAGAAACAAAUUGAAAGUGAUAUUUAAAGACAAUGUUCAUUUGUAUGAUGAAAUCCUAUUAAAUGUAAGCACUUUUGAACUCAGUCAUGUAGUCAAGCAUGCAGUAGUCAUAAAGGUUGUGAAAGCCUGUAUUUUUUGUGAAGUAAUUUUAUUUUUUUUUCUGUUUUGACUACUUAUUCAUAUGUCGGUUGCUACUUAAAGAACUAUAACUCUGUGCAAUAGAAGUUGGUAAGACAAAUAGUUCUCUUUUUAAGAGACUUCACUACAGUGUAGCUCAUGUGUUGUUUAUAUUUUUACAUAUACAUUUCUCAAAUCGAACGAAUACUAUACAAUAAUAUUUUUUCUUUCUUUUAAUAAAUUUAAUGAAAUACAAAAUAUCUAGAAUUUCAAAACAUUUAUUUCCUAUAUUUGUUGCAGCAUUUACAUUUGUUCUCCUCAUAUUGAAGCUUACUUCAUUUCCAUUUAGGUGUAUGACCAACAGAGAAGAUCUAUUGUAAUUGACCUGUGAACAUUUAUUGACCUCAUAGACUGUUUUGUACAUCUAUAUAAAUAUGUUCUCUUUCUUUUGGUGCAAUAAUAUUUUUGAAUAAGUUUUCUCUUGAUGGUAUACCAUAUCUGUUCUGUAUAUGGUUGUGUUGAUGUAUGUUUAGUGAAACUCUUAAAGGUGUUGAAUAAAAAAAUUUAUUUAAAAAAAAAUC
Molecule: messenger RNA, 3079 nt
Organism: Biomphalaria glabrata
Lineage: Eukaryota; Metazoa; Mollusca; Gastropoda; Planorbidae
Product: organic solute transporter subunit alpha-like
Exons: 9
Coding region: 437-1516 (359 amino acids)
Biological process (GO): transport
Molecular function (GO): transporter activity
Source: RefSeq, a predicted model, not a curated record